CUUCUCUUGGAUCAUUCUAGUCCACUUUUUCCCUCUCUCUCUCCCUCUGCAUCCUCUUGUCUCUCCUCCUCACCCUUUCCAUCUCUUCCUCCCUUGUCCUUCACUCCUCUCCAGCUGCCAGAAGCUCGCAGGCUCAGCGCCCCUGACAAUCCAGCCGCUGACAAUUCAGAAGCACCCCGGACAAAGACCUCGCCACAGAAGCCAAGAUGGCAAUGAGCAGCAUCCUCAACGCCGAUGACAUCAAGAAAGCUCUCGACGCAUUUGCAGUUGCCGACUCUUUCGACCACAAGAAGUUCUUCGAGAUCGUUGGUCUGAAGUCCAAAUCCCCCAGCGACGUGAAGAAGGUCUUCACGGUGCUGGACGCCGACAACAGCGGCUUUAUAGAGGAAGAGGAGCUCAAAUUCGUCCUGAAGGGUUUUGCCAAGGAUGGCAGAGACCUGACAGACAAAGAAACCAAAGCGUUUUUAAAAGCGGCUGACAAGGACGGAGACGGCAAGAUUGGAAUUGAUGAAUUUGCUGCCCUCGUGAAGGAAUGAACAGCUGCCCAUCGCCGUGACGGAUCGCCUCCCGGCCCUCACCAUCCCGACUCCAUGCUCACCCCCUUCCCCCAUGCCUCACUGCAACCUGCCCCCCACCCCACCGACCGACCCAGGCCAGAACCCGCUUCAAGCGCUCCUUCCCUUUAACCUCACUGCUGUCUCCACAAAGUGAAACGCUGCAGUGAAGUCGGCUGUGCUACGCAGACCCUCCCCCUCCUCUCCUGUUUUUUAUACAAACUCUUCACGUUUCUGUUCAUGUAUAGAUACGAAACACUCCUGCAACUAAAGUUUGUACUUUGAAGCAUAUGUAGAUAUUUACAGAGAGCAUUUCCUUCCACUUCCUGACCUCACCGUCUGUCUAAUCUGCUUGUUCUUCUGUUUUCUUCUCUCGGUCGACGUCACCGAACCCCGCCGCCCCAUCCAUCCAUCUGCUUUCCAUCCAUCACUUUAUCCCCCCCGAUAAUGAGCUGUUGUAAAAAAAGACUAACAAAAAACACAAUGAUGGCAGAAGUCAAGCUGUGAAAGAAAAUAAAAGAGUAAAAUACAAAAA
Molecule: messenger RNA, 1089 nt
Organism: Xiphophorus hellerii (green swordtail)
Lineage: Eukaryota; Metazoa; Chordata; Actinopteri; Cyprinodontiformes; Poeciliidae
Gene: pvalb6
Product: parvalbumin 6
Exons: 5
Coding region: 207-536 (109 amino acids)
Cellular component (GO): cytoplasm
Molecular function (GO): calcium ion binding
Source: RefSeq, a predicted model, not a curated record